AUGCCCGAAGACAAGAGACCGUCGGCCGCAACGUCCAAACAGGCCGCCAAGCGUCUCCUCAGGGAGCUAGACACGUGGGAGGAGGAGCGCAAGGAGGAAAAAGGAAUCGAGAGGCUCGGUCCUGUCAGCGAGGAGGAUAUAUUUACCUGGGAAGCUGUGGUGAAUGGCUAUGGUGUAGGAAACGGUUAUGACGCCGGCCGCUGGCUCAUCAGCAUCGAGAUCCCACCGCAUUACCCCCUCCAACCGCCGCGGAUGCGCUUCGUCACCCCCAUCGUCCACGCCAACAUAGCCCUCCAGACGGGCGAGAUCUGCCUCGACCUGCUCAAGGACGCCUGGACCCCGGCCUACAGCGUGCUCGAGUGCGUGCGCGCCGUGCGCAUGCUGCUCGCCUGUCCCGAGACGGACAGCCCGCUCAACGUCGACGUCGCGGCCCUGCUGAGGGGUGGCGACGUCCUCGGCACCAGGAGGCUCGUCGAGUGUUGGUGUGCCGACGAUGGGGGGAGGUAUGACGGGGCUUGA
This is a messenger RNA of Geosmithia morbida, 519 nucleotides long. Its product is annotated as peroxin-4. The transcript has 2 exons. The coding region runs from base 1 to 519 and encodes 172 amino acids. NCBI's taxonomy places the organism in Eukaryota, Fungi, Ascomycota, Sordariomycetes, Hypocreales, Bionectriaceae. The record is from RefSeq and is a predicted model, not a curated record.